Molecule: messenger RNA, 2225 nt
Organism: Dipodomys ordii (Ord's kangaroo rat)
Lineage: Eukaryota; Metazoa; Chordata; Mammalia; Rodentia; Heteromyidae
Gene: Dtx1
Product: deltex 1, E3 ubiquitin ligase
Exons: 8
Coding region: 129-1136 (335 amino acids)
Biological process (GO): protein ubiquitination; Notch signaling pathway
Cellular component (GO): nucleoplasm
Molecular function (GO): metal ion binding; ubiquitin protein ligase activity
Source: RefSeq, a predicted model, not a curated record
CAGCAGUUCACUAGUGGAUGAAUGAAAGACAGCCCAUGGGCAGACUGCUAUAACCUCCAUCUUGGGUGCCAAACUGACUUUUGUAAGGCAGAGCUCUGGGUUUUACAGGAUUCCAGAAAUGAUCUCAAAUGGGCUCUUCUUGGGGUCCCCUGCCCAGUCCCAGUAAGAACAGUGGCCUCAAUUGGACUAGACUUUGGGCAGCUAUAGAACCGAGGGUCCCCGCGCUCCCCGUGAAGAACCUGAAUGGUACUGGACCUGUGCACCCGGCCCUAGCAGGCAUGACCGGGAUCCUGCUGUGCGCCGCGGGGCUGCCCGUGUGCCUCACCCGCGCCCCCAAACCCGUCCUGCACCCGCCCCCCGUGAGCAAGAGCGACGUGAAGCCCGUGCCCGGCGUGCCCGGCGUGUGCCGCAAGACCAAAAAGAAGCACCUCAAGAAAAGUAAGAACCCCGAGGAUGUGGUCAGAAGAUACAUGCAGAAGGUGAAAAACCCGCCGGAUGAGGACUGCACCAUCUGCAUGGAGCGGCUGGUCACGGCAUCGGGCUAUGAGGGCGUGCUGCGGCACAAGGGGGUGCGGCCGGAGCUCGUGGGCCGCCUGGGCCGCUGCGGCCACAUGUACCACCUGCUGUGCCUCGUGGCCAUGUACUCCAAUGGAAAUAAGGACGGCAGCCUGCAAUGCCCUACCUGCAAGGCCAUCUAUGGGGAGAAAACGGGGACCCAGCCCCCCGGGAAGAUGGAGUUCCACCUCAUCCCGCACUCGCUACCUGGCUUCGCGGACACACAGACCAUCCGCAUCGUCUACGACAUCCCCACGGGCAUCCAGGGACCUGAGCACCCCAACCCGGGAAAGAAGUUCACCGCCAGAGGCUUCCCACGCCACUGCUAUCUGCCCAACAACGAGAAGGGCCGGAAGGUGCUGAGACUGCUGAUCACAGCCUGGGAGCGCAGGCUCAUCUUCACCAUCGGCACGUCCAGCACCACCGGAGAGUCAGACACCGUGGUGUGGAACGAGAUCCACCACAAGACCGAGUUCGGGUCCAACCUCACGGGCCACGGCUACCCGGAUGCCAGCUACCUGGACAACGUGCUGGCCGAGCUCACCGCCCAGGGCGUAUCUGAGGCUUCGGCCAAGGCCUGAGGCCCGGGCUGCUCACCUUCCCUCCCGCUUCGCCCCUGCAUCUCCAGCAGGUGUGCCCCGGCCACCCAGGUCCCGCACUGGGAGGAGCCUUCGAAAGCCGGAAUUGUUCAGGGGACCUGGCUGGUGGCAGUCGGGGUGAUGGCCACAUACCAGGCCAGCUGGCUCCGACCUGAAGCUUCCAGAGAGGGCCAGAGAGAGAGAGAGAGAGAGAGAGAGAGAGAAGAGAGAGAGGGCUGGAAACCACAGAAACAUCCCUACCAAAAAGACAGCAUCCAGCAUCCACCCCUCACUCACAAACACGUGUCCUUUGAACACAUGCACGCACACCCACGUGCCUCUACCUUCCCCCCCACACCAGGGGAGAAGAGAAAAGACCCCCCCAUGACACCCCACGUGGUCCCACCUGUGUUCCUGGGGCAGCUGCCCACACUGGUUUGCUCUCCUGACUCAGACAGGCCUAUGGACCCCUGAGGGACGGAGGAAGCCCUGUCACCCCUCGCCUCCCGUGUCAUCUCUGCUCCCCAGCCACUGGACACUGUGGGCCUGAGGGGCAAAACCCCCAGAUUAGCUUUACAUAGGUGGACUGGAGCCAGCAGAGAGGUUCUUGUUUUGUGCGUGUGUCGGUCUUUGUCCUUCUGGGACCCUGCCCCCCGUUUCCUCCCCGUCUGAUCUGCCGGCCUUACAUCUAUCCCAGAUAAAGGCACUUUUCUUCAUCCCACCCCAUCUUGUCCACCAAACUGCUCCCGACUCUGUGAAGGCUUCAGGACCAAGAGGAGGAGGCCUCCUCCAGGCCUGUACUUGGGAACAGGAGAGCUGACAGCAGAGAGUUAACUCCCCUCUCCUGGGGGGUGGGGAGUGGGCGGCUGACCGUCUCCAGCCAACCAGAGGCCUGUUGCCUAGGCAACUCACCAGCUCCGCCUCUGUUGAUUGGCUGCCCAGGUGGAAGUCAGCCAAGAUUUAAAGGGAAGCCAGCUGAUGGCUCUUUUGAAAACCUACCAGUCCCACUGUGGGCGGAGAAAUAAAUGGUCUUUCUCCUCGCCCAGUCUUUACCUGCCAAGAAGGGGGCUGGGUGCCGGUGAUGCUGGUGGG